Messenger RNA from Heterostelium album PN500, 600 nucleotides. RefSeq names its product alpha-N-acetylglucosaminidase. The transcript is spliced from 2 exons. The record is from RefSeq and is a predicted model, not a curated record. Lineage: Eukaryota; Evosea; Eumycetozoa; Acytosteliales; Acytosteliaceae. The coding region runs from base 1 to 600 and encodes 199 amino acids.
AUGACAAGAGUUUGUUUGGAAUCAAUCUCCAUUAAAAAUAUAAACACCAAUAUCAUUGAUAUUAAAAUUGAAAAAAAUGAUAUAGAAAAUAAUAGAUUUCAAGAAGAUCCAGGUAUUUUAGUUGUGCAAGGAUUGAUUUCCAGAAUUUUGGGAUCACAAUUCAUUCCUUAUUUCAAUCUAAAUUUAAAGAAUUCAACAAAUGGUUCACAGUAUUUCGAAAUAACAAGUAGUUAUAGUACAACAAAUAGCAAUAAUGUAAUAAUAAAUAUUAGUGCAGAUACACCAGUUAAUCUUGCAAGUGGAAUAAAUUAUUAUUUGAAAUAUUAUGGACAAUGUUCAUUCACUUGGACUGGUGAUCAAUGUAAUUUAACUGCUUCAAACUUACCGGUGGUCAAUAAUCCCGUCAAUAUCGAAAUAUUAUCACAAUACAGGUAUUAUAUGAAUGUUUGUACAUUUGGAUAUAGUACUGUUUGGUGGGAUUGGCCUCGUUGGGAAAGAGAAAUCGAUUGGAUGGCUCUAAACGGAUAUAAUCUUCCACUUGCUUUUGUUGGACAGAGAAUAUAUUUGGUAUCAAGUUUUCGCCAAUCUUGGACUCUCUGA